GUUUUGAUUUGACAAAUUCAAGACAAAUCAAUUGUGUUUGUAAAAAUAAUCUCGUUUUGUUCGCUUGUUUGGCUCACAAAUGGGGUUUUCCCUAAGGAAAUUAAAAUUUAAUCGAGAUUAGUGCUUCGAAGACAAAUUAAAUGACUUAAUUCCACCACAGAACAGUUUAGUGCCGGCAAAACAGAACAUGGCGGUCUUAGGAUGGAUUAAAUUCGUGUUUUUAAUCAGUUUCCCUUAUUUGUGUUUGCAAGAAACAAUAAACAAAGGAGGAAUAAUAUUUCACUAUAAUAAUACAUAUAAAUAUGAUGUUCCAUACACGGUGGCUGUUAAUAAGAGCACAGAAUACAUAUUGGAGUUUGGAGGGGAAAUGGAAACAUACGAUACUCCGGCGAGAGUGACCGUAGCAAGCGACUUCGCAAACAAGACAUAUCCAUUGUUCAUAACUGCCAGACAACAGAAAGGAGUAUUCUCAUGGCAACUGCCAAUGAUAGUACAGACGCCGGUCAGUCUGGAACAGUUCACGAACAUAUCCCGGACUCUCUGCCCCCACAACAAUAUGUUUACCGAGGAUGAAGACACUUGUGACGUAUCAACGCUUAACACUCCAAUAAUACACUUAACUUCAUCAUCGCCGGACUCCAUAAACGUAACGAUUCUCGUCGAAACAGUACAAGACUUUUUCGUCAGGUUGAAUUCAACCACGAAUCUAACAAUUACUCCCAGUCAACCGAUGUAUUAUUUUUUCCCAUUCGACCAAUCGAAUAAUUUAGAUUUGAAUUACCAACAUGCUAAAAGAAAGUACUUGUGUAACCAAAUGGAUGAGGAUGAGGGUUCAAGUUUCCAUAAAUAUCUUUUGAGGUCCAAUUUCGAAACUAGGAGUUGGAUGUCCAGACCGAAAAGUGUAAUCGUCAUGAUUGAGUCUGAUGAUGACAUAUGCGCUGUCGUUUCUAUACAGAAUUUUUCGUGUCCAGUAUUCGAUAACGAAAGGGAUAUACUGUAUGAUGGAUAUUACUUGACUAUGACAAGAAGAGGAGGGAUCACUUUGACUCAAGACACAUUCCCAGUGGGUUUUUACAUAGUAUUCAUAGUGAAAACAUCAGAUGAGGAUUGCACAGAGAAAGGAGGGAAUGCGACCUUACCACACGUGGCGCAGUACCUCGGAUGGUCACAGGAGGAGGUGGUCCAAGUGGUCACCAACGAUGGCAGGGUCAAGAAUUUCAGUUUCAGAAUAAUACAAACUAUAUCGUACCAGGAGUAUGCUAUAGCCGCUGGGGCCGCCUUAGCCUUUUUUGGCUCUUUCUAUAUAGCCUUUAUCAUAGCCGUUGUGUGUCGGAAGAGGAUACAGCGGUCUACCGAACUCAGUGAAGAAGAAGGCCGUCUGACCCCCCCAAUAGUACCCCAUGAUGAUGAAAACAUUGUGAACGUGGCGACGACGCGACGGCGACACGUCAACGUUGCGGAGACAAGCGGAGAGAGCACCUCGCGACAAUGUCUCGUCGGCGAAGGAGAUAUAUUUAAUUCCACGCGUACAGAUGGCAGCUCGUCGUCGGACACAGAAUCUGACUUUUCAACGCUAGAUGAUGUUAACACGGACAAGGAUAUAUAUAGACUUGGAGGAAAACUCUGCGUCGCCAACCUGGCUAGAUGUCGCCCCCGCGUCCUCUCGGCUCGCUCCAAGAUGUAUCUGUGGAAUGUCCUGACGGUAGCUGUGUUCUACACUCUGCCAGUCAUACAACUCGUCGUCACAUACCAACGGCUUCUGAAUCAAUCUGGAAACCAGGAUUUGUGCUAUUUUAACUUCUUAUGCGCUCAUCCGUUACUGGUCCUUUCCGAUUUCAACCACGUAUAUUCGAACCUGGGAUAUGUGCUAUUAGGCCUGCUUUUCUUAGCCCAAGUAUGGCGGAGACAUAAUACACAUCAAAACAAAACAGCUGCACAGAAGGAGCUGGGUAUACCACAGCAUUUUGGCCUUCUUUACGCUAUGGGCAUAGCGCUAGUGAGCGAAGGCCUACUCUCCGCUGCAUACCACGUCUGCCCAAACAGCAUGAACUUCCAAUUCGACACAUCGUUUAUGUACGUAACAUCAGUGCUGUGCAUGGUGAAGAUCUACCAAUCGCGACAUCCGGACAUCAAUGCGCGUGCGCAUGCCACCUUCGGAGUACUCGCUCUUAUCAUAUUUAUUGGUCUGGUCGGAGUUUUGAACGCAAACUUCUACUUCUGGAUAGCGUUCACGGUCCUCCACCUCGUCACCUGCCUAGUGAUGACAUUCCAGAUUUAUUAUCUGGGUAGAUUCAAAUUGGAUGGAGGUAUGAUAUGUCGCGCGGCCCGCGAGCUAGUGUCGCGUCCCCUAGCGGCUAUCACCCCGACUCACUGUGGCCGCUGUGUGUUACUGAUUAUAGCCAACCUGUCUAACUGGGCUAUAGCCGCUUAUGGAGUGGCCCAGCACAGUCGUGACUUCGCCUCCCACCUCCUGCUGGUCCUCAUGAGUAAUCUGUUCCUCUACACAUUAUUUUAUAUCGUCAUGAAGUUACUCAACCGGGAGUCGAUUCGUUGGUACAGUUGGGUGUUCAUAGCGCUGACAUAUUCGAUAUGGUUCGGAUCCAGCUAUUUCUACUUAGACCAAAACACAAAUUGGGCUCUUACUCCGGCGCAGUCGCGGCAAAGCAAUCGCCAAUGUUCCCUGCUACAACUAUACGAUUCGCACGAUAUUUGGCAUUUCCUAUCAUCGACCGCCAUGUUUUUCUCAUUCAACAUGUACCUAACUAUAGACGAUAAUCUCUCUAGAACACCUAGGAGCAAUAUUAUGGUGUUUUAAUUAAAAAAAUAUAAUUAAUUCUAAGUCUGCAUCUCAUAUCGUCAUCAGCCUAUAAGUGCCCACUGCUGAGCAAAGGCCUCUUCUCACACGGAGAAGGUUUGAGCAUUAACCACCACGUUUGCUCAAAGCCAAGGUCGUG
Spodoptera exigua (beet armyworm) is the source of this 2954-nucleotide messenger RNA. NCBI's taxonomy places the organism in Eukaryota, Metazoa, Arthropoda, Insecta, Lepidoptera, Noctuidae. The record is from the annotation of a GenBank genome assembly.